AUGCCGAGCCGAGUUGCCCGCGCCGAUGCGCCCGCUUCCAGGACCGCUACAGAUAUCUACAAUCUCCCUAGCGAGGAAACAAAAGCAAGACAAUCGAAAGCUCAGGGAAAAGUGAAGAAAGCACUCUCUGUGAGCGAAGAAGAGGAUGAGGACUCGACAACUACCUCCUCGGAGGAAGAGUCUUCAAGUGAAGAAGAGAGCAGCAGUGACGAGGAAAAGGCCGUGAACAAGUCGAAAAAAGCUCCUUCUCAGGUUACGAAACCCCAGACACAGACAGCCAGCUCUAGCUCCGACUCGGAAAGCUCAGAUUCUGAGGAAUCGAGCGAGUCGGAUUCUGAAUCUGAGCAGGAGGCAGUAAACAAUGUAGAGGGCAACGCCAAAGCGUCCAGCAGCUCUGAUGCCGACUCUAGUGAUGAUGAGUCUGAUUCGGAGCCUAGCACCCAGGCAAAGGCCAGCUCCUCCAUCGUUUCGAAGGUCUCAAGGAAACCUGAAAUGACAACACAUACCCUCAACGAGCCCACCCCUACCGUAAUUGAGGGCGUCUUCAAGCUCCAACAACCGAAGAGCCUAGGUCAGAUCGCCCGCGUAUUUGAGUCCGCUGAAAGAGAAGGGAGCAAGCUCUGGGUCCUCACACAUUCAUCAUCAACCCCGCUCAACCUUGAGAUCCAGAAGGUUGUGCCGGCUGCGGGUCCUUAUGCGAGUGCUAUUGUGUCAUCCGAUGCCAAGAUCACGGUGCCCCGUUUGAAGGAUGGCGAUAGCUAUCACUUGAUCUCUAGUUGCCAAAGCAUUAACAUCAUCCAGACCGCCGAUGACGGUGCGGGCGCUUCGUUUGAGACCCUGACGCCCCUGAGGGUGCCAAGGUUCCCAAAGCCGCCCCAAGGCAGCCUGUGGGCUUCCAAGAAGGACAAGAAGCAAAAGAAGGACAAGCAAGAGAGGGCUGUGGACUCGGACCAACAAAAGCAACUAGCUGAGCGACCCAAGAAGAAGCGCAAGGGCACUAGCCCCGCGCCCGAAACGGAAAUUACUGCGUCUAGCCAGCCUACUCAACCCCAGUCCGCUAACGAAGAGAUUGAAGCGCUGAGGACCAGGCUUGCUCUACUCGAGCAGCAAAAAACUAGUGAAGGUACCGGCGAUAAGAAGAGCAAGAAGGAAAAGAAGGAAAAGAAGGAGAAGAAGGAGAAGAAGAGCAAGAAAGAGGCCAAACUGGAUCCAGAGAAUGCCGAUGCGGCACCGAAGGAAACUCCGAGGUCGAAGAACAAGGUCAAGUUCGCAGACGACCAAGAUCAUGCGCGCCUCUCGCAAACCCCUGUGCCACUGCCCCAAAUACCAGGUUCUGCCAAGGCUGAGUCUAAUGCUAAGAAUGCGAAGCGGCACCGCAGGGAGCCUAAAAAGGUCACCCCCGUCCCAACUCCCGUUAUCCCCGGAAUGCCUUAG
Parascedosporium putredinis is the source of this 1434-nucleotide messenger RNA. NCBI's taxonomy places the organism in Eukaryota, Fungi, Ascomycota, Sordariomycetes, Microascales, Microascaceae. The record is from the annotation of a GenBank genome assembly.